Messenger RNA from Physcomitrium patens, 1026 nucleotides. RefSeq names its product short-chain dehydrogenase/reductase SDRA. The record is from RefSeq and is a predicted model, not a curated record. Lineage: Eukaryota; Viridiplantae; Streptophyta; Bryopsida; Funariales; Funariaceae.
GGCAGGCUGUUUCACCGAGCAUGUAUGUGCAUGCUUAGAGGCAUUGCUUUUAUUCUUCUCCGAGCUACAACUUGGCUUAACCAAACAUUCGGCGAAUAGGUUGAGAAGCAGGGUUACGGAGUUGGUUUCUGAGGAGGGGAAUUUUUUUGUGGGUAAGCGAGGGGCGAGGAGGAUGGGUUCCACUCCACGAAGACUCGAGGGCAAGGUUGCAGUGAUCACCGCUUCGACGCAAGGAAUCGGUUUCGGCAUCGCGGAGCGCCUUGGUUUGGAAGGGGCGUCCGUCGUGAUUUCAUCGCGGAAGCAGAAAAAUGUGGAUGAGGCGGUGAUGAAGCUGAAAUCGAAGGGCAUAGAAGCCAUGGGCUUGGAGUGUCAUGUGUCCUUGGCUGAUCACAGGAAGAGACUCAUGGAGAGCACUGUUGAGAAAUAUGGACACAUCGACAUCGUUGUGUCGAAUGCGGCAGCAAAUCCCUCUAUCGACCCAAUCGUGUCUAUGUCAGAGAAAGCCCUUGACAAGCUCUGGGAAGUGAACUUGAAGGCUUCUGUUCAAGUUGUCCAGGCAGCAGCGCCACACCUUUCGGAGAAUUCCUCAGUUAUGUUCAUAUCAUCCAUUGCGGCAUACGAUCCGACAUCAUCUUUAGCCAUGUAUGGGGUCAUGAAGACAGCUCUUCUUGGUUUGACAAAGGCUCUCGCAGAGGAAUUGGCGCCUAGGACUCGAGUAAAUGCAAUUGCACCUGGAUUUGUGCCGACACACUUCGCAGAUUUUCUCGUUCGCAAUGAAGAAGCUCGGACCGAGAUUGAGUCUCGAACUCUUUUGAGGAGGUUGGGAACAGUAGGUGAUAUGGCAGCUACAGCGGCCUUCUUAGCUUCUGAUGAUUCAUCUUAUAUCACAGGGGAGACUAUAGUUGUUGCUGGUGGCAUGAAAUCUAGGUUAUAGUUUGUGCUCAUAGGCUGAUUUGUUUAUGUUUGGAAACAUUCUCUAUGCAUUCUUUGAGUAAAACAAUCCUUGAAAUACUGCUUCACAAUUCA